AUGGACACGGUGGUUGAGACGGACCCGAGCGGCCGCUUCGCGCGGUCCGGCAAGGUCCUGGGGCAGGGCGCGUCGAAGACUGUCUACAAGGCCUUCGACAGGAUCGAGGGCCGGGAGGUGGCCUGGAACAAGGCGCUGGUGCACGGCAGCACGGAGACGGCGCACUCCCUGCUGCACACGGAGGUCAAGGUGCUCAAGAGCUUGAAGCACCGGAACAUAAUGAAGUUCUAUGCGUCCUGGGUGGAUGAAGACCACGGGACCAUUAACUUCAUUACGGAGUAUUUCCACUCGGGCACCCUGAAAAGGCAUCGCAUCGCGCAUAAGUCCUUUGAUCUUCAACUCAACCCGGCGCUGCUGAAGCGCUGGGCUUGGCAGAUCCUGCAGGGUCUCGUGUACCUGCACGGCCACAACCCGCCGGUGAUUCACCGGGACCUAAAGUGCGACAACAUUUUCAUCCAUGGUGUGACGGGAGAGGUGAAGAUCGGUGACCUGGGGCUGGCGCGAAUGAUGGAGAACAACAUGUCCAUGUGCCAUACGUGCAUCGGCACACCAGAGUUCAUGGCACCUGAAAUGUACAAUGAGGAGUACAAUGAGAAGAUUGACAUUUAUUCCUUUGGGAUGCUCCUCUUGGAGCUUGUCACGAUGGACUAUCCAUACUCAGAGUGCAAGACAGCAUGCCAAAUAUAUCGCAAUGUCACGGAGGGAGUUCCCCCUCAGGCCCUGCAAAAGAUCGAAGACCAGGAGACCCGGGACUUCAUCGAGAUGUGCAUCCGCUAUGACCACAAAACGCGGCCAUCGGCAAGGCAGCUCGUGAAGCACAGGUUCUUUGACAGCGUGAGGGCCCCAUCCCCAAAGCCUUUCUGCGUCCCAUCCAGCCCUGAGCUGGCGCUGGACGAGUGCAGCCUGAUCAUUGACGGCAUUCAGGACAGCCUGGUGGGCGUCAGGAGCGUCCCAGAGAGCUUCAGACCCUGCAUGAUCAGUGAUGAUGCGGUGGACAAGGAAUUGAGGGAUGAGAUGUUGGCCAGGCCGGGCUCUGCAUUUGGGGACGAGGUCAGUGACGUAGACUCGGCCAGGCAGGGGGAACAUUUGCCCUACAACAAGGCAAGCAGCGUCGGCUCCAACACAGACAGUGAGACCUCAGUGUUGAAGCGCCAGUUCAGCCUCCAGCACAAGGGUACAGCCGCGCUGCCAUUCGUGGACGUGAUCAACUUCGAGCUGUGCUUUGGCGGGCCAGGGGCCACCAAGAAGUUGAUGUUCAGCUUCGACGUGCUGUCUGACACCGUGGAGGAUGUGGGGCUUGAGCUGGAGGAGGAGUACAGCCUCACCCCUGAGGAGACUGAGCUGUUCACACACCUGCUGAAGCAGGAGCUCGAAAGGGCUCUGCAGAGCGCCCCGUUGCGCAGCCACGGUGAUAGCAAGGGCUCGGCGAUGAACACCUUCAACUCCCUCAUGGUGUCCAUGUCGCUGGACGAUUGGACCAACAACCGGUCUCGCAAUGGGCUCGUGAAGGCCAGCUUGUCUGGGGACGUGAAAUCUGGGUCGGAGCCUGGGGUGGAGUCUGGUGUGAAGUCUGGAGCCAAGUCUGGUGUAGUUUCGGGGAUCAGGCCCUCGUCAAAGGCUCCACCGCUUGUGUCAUUCAAAAUCAAUAUGGAGGGCAAUGGCAACAGGCGGACUUCCCGAUACGAUGCUGUGGCAAGGCGGAGGCGCAGCAUCGAGGGUGACAGGGGGAGGAGCAGUGACCACAGGGGCCCCCGCAAGAGCUUCAACUUUGAGAGGGCUGACGUGUGGAACAACCUGGUGCACCACCUGAAGGGGGGGCCCACUUCCAUCAGCAAGCACUCGGUAAGCCGGUACAAGAGGUGCUCGGACACCCGGGUCGCUAGCGACGACUCGGCGAUGCUGAAGAAGGGCAGUGAUCAGCGCAGGGACCGCGACGUGGAACAGGCUGACAGGAGGCAGAAGCAAAAGGGUGACAAGGGUAACAAGGGCGACAAGGGGUUCAAGCGGAGGAACUCCCUUGGCUUGUCGAAUGUGUCCAUCACCCCAGUGCUGAACCAGGUGCGCAUGGUGGCGGGCGCCGUGAAGCACAUCAAGUCUGCUGCUGUCAUCCUGUGCCGCAACUCCCUGGAGGGCAAGAAGAUCUUUUUUGAGAUCCGGGGCAAGGGCGCGAAACAAGCUAAGGAUGCCGUGGGGUCGACCCGCGAUGAACGGACGAGGUGCAAAGGCAGUGCCCAGUUUGAUUCGAGACGGUCGAUGUCUGAGCCGUCUGACGCUAUGCCUGAGCGCGUGUCUGUCGACAUGGAUGGAUGCUUGGGCUGCAUGAGUCCUGUGGACCCUUCCACAAAUCACAAGAAAUCCGUUUUCGGUUCUUUCCGUCGAGUUGCAAGCAAGGUGUGGUCUUCUCGAAAAGCUGAGGCUGGCAGACUUUGA
Molecule: messenger RNA, 2430 nt
Organism: Ostreobium quekettii
Lineage: Eukaryota; Viridiplantae; Chlorophyta; Ulvophyceae; Bryopsidales; Ostreobiaceae
Source: the annotation of a GenBank genome assembly